Lachancea lanzarotensis is the source of this 1671-nucleotide messenger RNA. RefSeq names its product LALA0S14e01816g1_1. Bases 1 to 1671 code for a protein of 556 amino acids. Gene Ontology annotation, cellular component: fungal-type vacuole membrane. NCBI's taxonomy places the organism in Eukaryota, Fungi, Ascomycota, Saccharomycetes, Saccharomycetales, Saccharomycetaceae. Gene Ontology annotation, molecular function: basic amino acid transmembrane transporter activity. The transcript has a single exon. Gene Ontology annotation, biological process: basic amino acid transport; transmembrane transport. The record is from RefSeq and is a predicted model, not a curated record.
AUGUCAUUUACGCAAGAGUCUGAGGGACCUUUGGCGACAACGUAUUCGUCGAUCGCUCCGCAGCUGAACACCGACGAAGAGGCACAAAUAUAUGUGGGUAAAAGCUGGCCUGAAAAACACCGGAUUUUUUUGAUCGAAACAGCACUUUUCACCAAUGUCUUCCUAUCGGGCUUCGAUAGCACUAUCACAGCGUCCAUCUACCAGCUUAUCGGGGACGAAUUCGAAGAUGUCAAAAUUGCCAGCUGGAUUACCACUGCUUACUUGGUGACGUGCACUUCCUUCCAGCCCUUGUACGGAUCCUUUUCGGACACUCUGGGCAGACGCAAAUGCAUGUUUUUCGCCAAUAGCAUUUUUGCAUUGGGUUGUUUGGGUUGCGGGUUGUCGACCGACAUCUUCACUCUGAUUUUGAUGCGUGCAGUAACAGGUAUAGGCGGCGGAGGGCUGAUCACGCUUUCGACUAUCGUCAAUUCAGACAUCAUCAGCCCUGAAAAGCGCGGAAUUUAUCAGUCGUUCCAAAAUAUUCUCGUCGGCACCGGUGCGGUUAUCGGGGCAUCCAGCGGUGGAAGUAUCGCAGCGAUCUUUGGCUGGAAAUGGUGUUUUCUCGUUCAGGUUCCCAUCUCAAUAGCCGGAACUGUAUUCGCCUAUUUAUUCGUCCAGGACCAACCAAACCAUACCCAUGUGGCAGGAAUCGAGAGGUGGAAAAAAAUAGAUUUCAGCGGCGCCUUUCUCUUAAUUAUCGGACUAACAGCCCAGUUGAUCUUUUUAACAGAUGCCAGUUCCUCGGCUGGCAAGGGUCUGGAAGUCUUAGACUGGAAAUCGCUUGCGUUCUUGUUCCUGAGUAUCGCCUCCCUAGUACUAUUUGCUUACGUCGAAAAAACUACGUCCGCCCACCCAAUUAUUCCGCACCAUCUUUUAGGCGGGUCAACGAACAGCAUUUUGAUCAUUGGCUUCUUCGUCGGUUUUGUAGCUUAUGCCUAUCUUUUCACCCUCCCACUAUAUUUUCAAGUGGUAGCUGGAGAUACUGCCGCUCAAGCUGGUCUUCGCCUAGCCAUCCCCGCCUUUUGUACUCCGAUUGGGGGUCUCAUAAUGGGAAUUUCGAUGAAACAGACAAGGCGUCUGCCUGCUUUACUAAUUGGAGGAAUUGCGCUCAUGUUUUUUGGUAAUGUGUGCUUUCUUUUCAUCAACAAAUCAACUCCGGGCUGGUUAAAGUUUCUGCUGCUGAUUCCCGCCAACAUUGGACAAGGUAUAACGUUUCCUUCAACCCUAUUCUCCUUCCUCUUCGCGUUUUCGGUUAGAAAACAGGCCACGGCCACCGCAGCUCUGUACCUCUUUAGAAGUAUUGGCUGUGUUUGGGGUGUUGCAGGUAGUUCGAGUCUUGUACAGACCCUUGUGAGCAGAGGUUUAAAAAAAGGUUUGAAGGACUUGGCUUCAGAAGAAGAAAUCAGUCGCUUGCUUAUCAAAUUGAGCCAAAAUACGUCUAUUAUUCGCAAGCUGAGGCCAGAAAUCAGGGACGUUGUGAUAGCGAGUUAUAAAACAGGUAUUCGCGGCGUAUUCUUGUUGUCCAUUGCACUCAGUUUGAUUGCUCUUGUUCUGUCGGUUCGGGCUAAACAAAAUAUUACGGAACAGAAGGCCGAAAAUAUAGCUGCCAUUGAGCGUCGCAUAAGUUUCUGA